This is a messenger RNA of Pseudomyrmex gracilis, 2648 nucleotides long. Its product is annotated as protein yellow-like. Gene Ontology annotation, cellular component: extracellular region. The transcript is spliced from 6 exons. The record is from RefSeq and is a predicted model, not a curated record. The coding region runs from base 680 to 1987 and encodes 435 amino acids. NCBI's taxonomy places the organism in Eukaryota, Metazoa, Arthropoda, Insecta, Hymenoptera, Formicidae.
UUGGCGCCAGCUUGAGAAAUCUCGCAGUCGUUUCUCAGUUGUCCGCUAGUCCGGAGCGUGCAAGUAGAAAACCUGUUGUUUUUCCGAAUUAUCAUCUACGUUGAAUAACCGGCUUUAGAAAAUAAAAGCAUCAGAAAGACCAAGACUUGUUUUAUUCGUCCAAGUUUUUGACAGUGUACACAGUACAAAUAUAUUAAAAGCGUCUUUUCAAAAGUAAAAAGAUUUACGAUAAGACAGAGAAAAGCAGACGAACUCAUCGUCGUCACAAAAAAUCAAUAGAAGAUAACAUAAAAGAAGAUUGCGAUCUGAUUAUUUUACGAGGACUAGAAUUGUUCAAAGUUAAAAAAAAAAAAAAGAAUAAGAUGCGAGGAGAAAAACGUCUAAGUAAUUUUGUAUAUUAAUCGUUAACGCUAGCGAGCACAAUCGAACUUUUCGUGACAGUGAAAGCGGUGAGGAAAGAAAAAAAGAUCAGUGCUGCCUCUUUAACGAUACCUACUCGUAUUUACGAAAGAACGAGUAAGAAGAACGUCGAGACGCAAGUCAGUGCUCCGUUGUCGAAUUUACUGUAAGAAAUUUGCAUUGUUGUUCGUACCAUUAUUGAAUGUCACGCGAUAUUAAAGUGCAAAAGUUACUGAUAACUUAAAGGAAAAUCCGCAUCACCUAAAAAGAGAGAUUCACGAUGAAAUCCGAACCGGUCUUAUUAUUACGAAUUAUUAUACCGUUCUUGCUUCUGGCAGAAUGCGUGAGCAUUGAAAAAUUAAAGGGCAUAUAUUCGUGGAAGACUUUGGAGUUUGCUUUCUCAAAUGAGCAUACGAGAGAACAAGCUAUACGAGAAGGUCAUUUUAUUCCUGGAGUACCAGUGCCAAUUGACGUAGAUUUUCAUCACAGAGCUAAACAAGGGUCUGUAGUUUUCGUGUCGAUACCAAGAAUUCAAAAUGGUGUUCCGGUCACUCUCGGUUACGUCACAGACAACGUUUCUGCUGACGGAAAUCCACUAAUUGCACCUUAUCCGAACUGGGAUUGGAACAGAUUAGGACACUGUGACGCGAUCACCAGUGUAUUCAGAAUGCAGGUGGAUUCGUGCGACCGAUUAUGGGUUCUUGACACAGGUAAGCUUGAAGAUCGGCAGAUCUGUCGUCCGCAAUUGCUGUCGUUCUCACUGCGUACGAAUAAGGUGCUGAGUCAGUACAAAUUUCCCGGAGAGCAAUUUAAAGAUGAUUCCUUGUUUGUUACGCUUGCGGUCGACAUUCGCGAUGUUGACGAUAAAUGUCACGAUACGUUUGUCUAUAUCGCGGACGUGACCAGAUUUGGACUGCUCGUGUACGAUCAUCGCAAUUCCCGCUCCUGGCGGAUCACCAAUAAUCUGUUUUAUCCCUAUCCCUCUUAUGGGACCUUUCAUAUUAAUGGAGAUACAUUUGAUCUAAUGGAUGGUAUUCUGGGACUCGCUCUGAGUCCCUUGAAACAGGACGGUGACAGAAUCUUGUAUUUCCAUUCUUUGGCUAGCAGAGUCGAAAGUUGGGUUCCCACGUCUAUCAUUAGGAACUACAGCCUCUUUCGAGAUCACUCUGAUGCUGCACCAAGGUCGUUCCGAUCGUUCGCUAUGGAAAGGUCGUCACAAUCAGCCGCUCAAGCUAUGGAUCAGAAUGGGGUUCUCUUCUUUGGUCUUUUAUCAGAUCUAGCUAUCGGAUGUUGGAAUAGCAUAAGUUACCCCGAAUAUGGUGGCACCAACACCGAAGUCAUGGUUAUUAAUCCCGAUACUUUACAGUUUCCGUCUGGAUUAAAGAUUAUUACUACUAAAAAUGGUCGCCAAGAAAUGUGGGUUCUUACAUCAUCGUUUCAGAAGUUUAUGACCGCAACCAUGAAUUCAAACGAGACAAACUUUCGGAUACAGGCUGGUUAUGUAGAUGAGUUGAUCCGUGGAACUAAGUGUAACGGUGCGGGGCGUCUUCACAAUCACGAUUACGAAAGGCCGCUUUUUUCCAAGUGAAAAUUGUGGCACCACGGGGAGUUCGACGAUUCGCGUUUUCAUGCGGUGAAGUCCGUCAAUUGGCGUGAAUAUCCGGAAUUAUUUGAGGAAUAUAAAUCUUCACCAUCACUAUCGUCAUCAUUUCAUUCAUUUCCGAAAUUCUUUACUCGACCAUUUUUUUUUCCCUGGAUUGUAAAGUCGAGUUAUUAUGAUCACAAACCGAUCGAGUAUACAGUCGUUGUCGACCACGAUUAAAAAAAAAGAAAACAACUUGCGCAAUACGCGUACCUUAAUUUUCUUGAUAUCUGAAAAACAAACGAUACUUUUUGUUGAAAUGUUUUGUUGGAAGAUUUUAUAGAAUUUAUCAAUUUAGGGAAAAAGGUGUAGUAUCAAGCGUACUUGCUCGUGGUGCCAAGUCUAGCUUCUACAAGUACAAUUAUUUAUUCUGAUAUAGUAUAUGUAAUUCGGUGUAAAUGAUCAACAUUGUUGAGUAAAAGAUUAAUUUUACCUCGUUCCUAAUAAAUAUUUUCUUACUUUUAUUGACAAUAAUGUACAAAAAACAUUAAAUUGCGCAUACAUUUUAGACUUGUAUUAUAUUUCAUAUUAUAUAUUGUAUUCUAUGUACACAUUUCUAGUGCGCUAUAUAUCCUAUUAUUAUUUAAUAAACAUAUACGUACGCAUA